Messenger RNA from Mycena indigotica, 2376 nucleotides. Its product is annotated as MFS domain-containing protein. NCBI's taxonomy places the organism in Eukaryota, Fungi, Basidiomycota, Agaricomycetes, Agaricales, Mycenaceae. Gene Ontology annotation, molecular function: transmembrane transporter activity. Gene Ontology annotation, biological process: transmembrane transport. The transcript is spliced from 8 exons. Gene Ontology annotation, cellular component: membrane. The coding region runs from base 1 to 2376 and encodes 791 amino acids. The record is from RefSeq and is a predicted model, not a curated record.
AUGGCAGCGUCGACGACAACGGUGCUGGGCGAGAAACUCGCGGUGGACGCCGUGGAAUCUCCUGGGAGCGAGCGCGAUGAGGUGGCAGAGGAUCCGCGUCUGGAGCAUGUGUGGGCGAAGCUGGACCGCUGGGUGCUGCCCCUCGUUACACUGUUCUGGCUGCUCUCUUUUCUGGACCGGACGAAUAUCGGCAACGCCAAGGUCGCCGGGCUGAUGAAGGAUUUGCAGCUGACGAACAGAGAGUACUCGAUUGCGCUGACGGUGACUUACGUUCCGUACAUCGCGGCGGAGCUCCCCGCGAGCUUGGUCCUCAAAAAAGUGGGGCCACAUCGUUUGCUGCCGACGCUGCUUACUCUCUGGGGCAUCGUCACGGUGUGUGAGGGCACCAUAUCGUCAUACGCGGGCUUGCUCGCAUGUCGAUUCUUCCUCGGGCUAUUCGAAGGCGGGCUAUUCCCCGGCCUCGCGCUCUAUCUGUCGUACUUCUACCCGCGCGCAAAGCUCCAAUUGCGCAUCACGACCUUCUUUUCGAUGGCGGCCUUCUCUGGCGCAUUCGGCGGGAUCAUCGCCUACGGAAUUGUCAACAACUUGGCCCAUACGCAUGGCCACAAGGGCUGGCAGUGGAUAUUCAUAAUCGAGGGCGCGAUCACGGUCUUCGUCGGGAUUGUCUCGUUCUUCCUCUGGCCCCCGUCUGUUGAGAAGACACGCUUCCUGACCCAGGAGGAAAAGGCUUACGUCAACGGCCGACUGCGCGCUGACGGGGCGAUCCACCGCGACGAGGCGGCCGACGCGUUCAGCUGGCAGGAUGUCCCCAAGGCCUUCAUGUCGAUCCACGUGAUCCUUCUCGGGAUCGCGUUCUUCCUACACGGCACGACGCUCUUCUCCUUCGCCUACUUCACGCCGUCGAUUCUCCAAGGACUCGGGUACACCGCGGCCAAGGCACAGCUGAUGAGCGUCCCGCCGUACUCUGUCGCGUUCGUCGUCUCGAUGACCACUGCGUGGGUGUCAGACAAGUAUCGCUGCCGCGGCUUGGCCACCGUAUUUGGCGCAGUGCUCGGCAUUGUUGGCUUUGCGAUGUUUCUCGGCUCGGGGGACACGCGCGUGCAGUACGGCUCGCUGUUCCUGUCGCUUACCGGCGCCUAUGUCGUCGCCCCGGCGCUGGCGACGUGGAAUGCCAACAACAGCGCGCCGCACACGCGCCGCGCGACGGCGAUCGCGAUCGGCUUCAGCAUGGCGAACACGGGCGGGAUCCUGAGCACGUGGCUGCUGGGAAGCAUCUCCCCGGGCCCGCGGUACACCAAGGGCACGCGGCUGCUGCUCGCGUUCAGCGUCGGCCUGCUUGUGGUCACGCUUGCGGCGAUCGCGUAUUUGCGGCGUGAGAAUGCGAAGAAGCGCGCGCUGAGGAAGACGGUCGCGAGGGAGGAGGAGGACGCGGCGUUGGGCGAUCGGAGUGCGUGCGUGGCUAUUGCGCAUUUCGCGGCCACACCCGGCCCCGUGCACGCCUCGGCUGACACGACCCGCCGAAUGGCUACAUCCGCGGCCGAUUCCGCGGGCACUGCAGCCAUUCUUGAACGGCGACCGUCGCCCAGCUUCACCCUGCGCAACCCACCCGGGCCGUCUUCACCCAGUCCACACCCCGCGACGUCCGCUUCACGCUGUCACCAACAAAUCGGUCACGACGAUCUCGAAAACCGACCGUCCCGCGUCUCAACGCGCUCUCCUUCCGGCUUACAACGGGCGACUGACUGUGCGGGAGUUUGCGAAACAAGAGCGAGCCGGUCGGCCGUGAACCCGCGGCAGCCAAUGGGCGGGAGUGUUUGCGGUCGGCGGGACAGGACAGAACGCACCUUGCGGGAGACUCGGACAGAACCGGCCAUAACGAGCCCCAACCCCGGCCCGCCGAACGCGCGCGCGAGUCGGCGGCAGCGAAGGGCCAUGCCUGGACGGCAAGUCUCACUCUGCACAACCCACCCGGGCCGUCUUCACCCAGUCCACCCCGCGACAUCUCCAGCCAUUCGCUACAAGCUGCAACGCACGAAUCAGGCGCCAAAUGAGGAGCAGGAUGUAUUAUCACACACGACAAGCCCGAAGUCUGAAGAGCGUGCUCUUCGUAGCCCAUCUGCCUCGACACCGGCAAGGGCGGGGCCAACGCGCGCGGCUGACAAGGGGCGAUUCGCCAAAGUUAGCGAAAGCUACCAACAGCCGCGCGGCCAUAGCGAGCGCAAGACCUGGGGGAUGAUGAUGCUUACGACGGCCGACUUACUUUGCGGAACAACACAAACGAGCCGGUCGGCCGCGAAUCUCGCGGCGUCCUUGUCAGCCACUGGCCCGGCGUUUGCGGUCCAAGCAGCUUGCAUCGUCGUCGGCGACGCGGAGUAA